Molecule: messenger RNA, 3972 nt
Organism: Danio aesculapii
Lineage: Eukaryota; Metazoa; Chordata; Actinopteri; Cypriniformes; Danionidae
Gene: adam17b
Product: ADAM metallopeptidase domain 17b
Exons: 19
Coding region: 439-3024 (861 amino acids)
Biological process (GO): membrane protein ectodomain proteolysis; Notch signaling pathway
Cellular component (GO): plasma membrane
Molecular function (GO): metalloendopeptidase activity
Source: RefSeq, a predicted model, not a curated record
GAGUUUAUCCUCUUACGUAACUUCUACUGCGGAUACCCUUUCUAAAACCCAUUUAAAAACCCAGCGUACUGAAUUUAAAGUCGACUUCUCUUCAUAUCAGUGUUUUGAAAACGCCUCCACACGAUCUCCAGAUAAACUUUAUUGGGGAUUUCCUGGCGCGCGGUGAAUCAGAUCAUCCAUCCCACAUUAAACACUUCCGGGUGUUUCACUUUUUCUCAGAUGUUGGUUUGAUUUGCUUUUGAGUCUAUCUUUUUUCUUUAUAACGUCAAGCGCCAUGUAGACGAGCGUGUGGAAGUGAGCGCGGUUUUGUUCUUCCUCAGUUCUGUGUGUUUUGUUAUUGUGUGUUUGUUUGAUCGAACCAGACAGAUGUGCGCGUGUACAUUAGUUUGGCCGUGUCCAGAUGUUGAUCUCGGGCAGAGUGAUAAUCCGCGGGAUUAAAUGCUGCUGCUGCUGUUUUGUGAAGUACCGUAUGCUGCUUUAAACGUCCUCGCCAUGAAACGACUCCUUCUCUUUCUGGCGUCUUUGUUUUUGACGGAGGGUUCAAGGAGACCCAUUAGGGAUGUCCGAGACGACGAGUACGACCAUCUCAGCUCAUUGCUGUCAGACUUUGAUGUACUUCAGCUGUCCAGUCUUCAACAUCAUUCAGUUCGCAAGAGAGACGUGCAGUCCCAAACACACGCGGAGAGACUUCUCGGAUUCACUGCAUUACAGAGGCAUUUCAAAUUGUACCUGACAACCAACGCCGAGCUCUUCACUCAUGACUUUAAAGCCGUGGUAGUUGGAGAAGAUGGAGCUCAAGAGGUGUAUGAGGUCCAGAGAGAAAACUUCUUCACCGGUCAUGUCAUUGGAGAGGAGAAUUCCAGAGUACAAGCCCAUAUUGGUGACAAUGAUUUUACUGCUCAUAUUCUCACUGAUGAAGCCGAAUACAACAUUGAGCCACUGUGGAGAUUUACAGAAAACACCCAUGAUAGUCGGCUGCUUGUGUAUCGUUCAGAAGACAUCAGGAACGUGAGCCGGUUGGCGGCUCCAAAAGUGUGUGGCUACCUCAGUGCAGAUGCCAGUGAAGUGCUGCCAGAGAGUCUGCGGGUAUCCAGAGCACUAGAUGAAGAUGAUCAGGAAGAGGAAGGGCACUUGAGAGAGAGAAGGCAGACGGUGGACCACAGUAAAAACACCUGCCCUCUGUUGCUUGUGGCUGACUAUCGCUUUUUCAGAAACAUGGGCCGCAAGGAGGAGAGCACCACACUCAACUAUCUGAUUGAGCUGAUUGACCGUGUGGAUGACAUUUACCGCAAUACCUCUUGGGAUGACGAGUACAAAGGUUAUGGAGUUCAGAUUCAGCAGAUCAUAAUUAACAUGACACCCACACAAGUAGAACCUGGAGGUGCUCACUUCAACAUGAAAGGCACUCCUGUGAAGGACAAAUAUGUCUGGGACGUCAAGAAGCUCUUGGAGCAAUUUAGCAUUGACAUCGCUGAUAAUGCAUCACAGGUGUGUUUGGCUCAUCUGUUCACCUAUCAGGAUUUUGAUGAAGGCACACUGGGAUUGGCUUAUGUGGCUCCUUCCAAACCAGGCUUUCCUGGAGGCCUUUGUUCUGAGAAGUGUCCUUCAUCAGGAAAUGACAAUCGUGCAAUUUACCUUAACACUGGACUGACCAGCACCAAAAAUUAUGGGAAAACCAUUCUUACCAAGGAAGCAGACUUGGUCACCACCCACGAGCUCGGCCACAAUUUCGGUGCUGUUCAUGACCCAGAUGAUGUGUCAUACUGUGCUCCCCGAGAGGACCAGGGAGGCAAAUAUGUGAUGUACCCCAUUGCGGUGAGCGGGGAUCACUCCAACAAUAAAUUAUUUUCAAACUGCAGUAAGAUGUCCAUAGCAAAGAGGCUGAGAGCCAAAGCCUCCACCUGCUUCAAGGAAAGGAACAGUAAUGUGUGUGGAAACUCACGGGUGGAGGAAGGUGAAGAGUGUGAUCCUGGACUGCUCCACCUCAACAGUGACCCCUGUUGCACUGCAAACUGCAAACUGAGACCGGGCGUACAGUGCAGUGACAGGAACAGCCCCUGCUGCAAAGACUGCAGGUUUGAGAAGCAGAGCAAGGUUUGUCAGGAACCAAUGGAGGCCACCUGCAAAGGAAGAUCUAAUUGCUCAGGAUACGGCAGCGAGUGUCCUCCUCCAGAGAAUCUGCCCAAUAAGACCAUCUGUGUGGACAACGGCCGCUGUCUGAAUGGAGAGUGCAUCCCCUUCUGCGAGGCCGUCAAAAACCUGCAGUCCUGUGCUUGCAAUGAGACGCACAACUCUUGUAAAGUUUGCUGCAAGGAUAAAAACGGUGUUUGUGCUCCGUAUAUUGGUGACAAGGGCAGCCCUCUCUUUCUGCGCAAAGGCAAACCUUGUACUGUGGGUUUUUGUGAUGGCGCGGGUAAAUGCAUGAAACAAGUCCAGGAUGUUAUUGAGAGGCUGUGGGAUUUCAUUGAGAAGUUGGACAUCAAUACUUUUGGGAAGUUUCUGGCAGAUAACAUUGUUGGCUCAGUGGUGGUUUUCUCACUUCUCUUCUGGAUUCCUCUCAGCAUUCUGGUGCAUUGUGUGGAUAAGAAACUUGAUCAGCAGUAUGAGCUGAGUACAAAGCCGCUCUUCUACCCCAGUAAUGCAGAGCUGCUAAGCAGUUUAGAGUCAGCCUCGGUGCGGAUCUUCAAACCUCCAUCAUCUGCGGGCUCAUUAGUGGUGCCACGCUUUCAUGCGUCUGGACCUCUGCAGACCAGCACUCCACCCGUCUCCAUCUCUCAAGUGGCUCCAGCCCCGAUCCAAACCCCAACCCCAUGUCCUCUCCCAAACAUAGAGCCUCAACGCAUGGCCACCAUCAAGGAAGACCCCAGCUAUGACUCCCACCUGGAUCAAAUCCUAGGAGAAGACUUUCCUACCUCCGGCUCAGUGUCACGGUCAUUUGAUGAUCUGACGGAGAACCGAGAGAACGCCAUGUCCUUCAGAGUAAACCGACAUCCACAGAGCAACAGCAAGGAGACUGAAUGCUGAAGCACAAAGUAUGCUUUUAUUUUGAAAUGUACACACAGGUGAACACACAAGCUGCGUCCGAAAAAAGUAUGUUCUAUAAAUGUAUGAGUGUAAGUAGUAUGGAGUACUACAUCCAUCAUUGGUCAUUAUCACUUGAGCUAACUGCGUCAGUUGCAUCGCUUGACUCAUUAAUUAUCUUACAUUGCAUUAUGGGAUAGUGUAGUGUCUAUUGGAUGCACACUUCAGAAUCUCACCGAAAGUAGUAGGUCAUCUGGGUCUUUCUCGCCAGUGUUGUGCUUGUUACUGAAAAAUAGUUACUAGUUACAGUUACUAGUUACUUCAUUCAAAAAUAACUCAAUUACUUUAUCGAUUACUUACACCAAAAGGUAAUGCGGGACUGUUAAAAGUAAUUUUGAGUUACUUUUCUAAAGAAAUUUUUAAUGCUCCAAUAAAUGCCCUUAUAACGUCACUUCAGUGCUGCAUGGAAAAUGCAGGUUUAAUUCAUUUGCAUUCUCACAACUGAAACCCAAAACACUUAAAUAAAAAGUAAUAUUUUAACACUCAUCAUAACACACUUGUCAUAAAAGCUUGUAUUUUACCCUUGUAUUUUUCCUUCACAGCUUGCAUAUGAAAAUAGUGACAAUAUACAACAAACACAAAACCUUUAUUAAAUAAAUAAAUGAAAGUGAUCUGAAUUAUCAUUCAGAAUUAAUUUGGUGAAACUCAGCACCAAAAAAAACUGCUAUUAUAGACAACCAUAAAUUUUAGUAAUUAAUAAUAGUAACAUUAAUAGUCUCUCAGUCUCUCACGUGCACAACUAGUCUACCUCGCACGCAUUUGGUCUCUCUCGCACACACACUCGGCCUAUUUCACCCGCAUUCAGUGUCUAUUGCACACACACUUGGCAUAUCUCGCACGCACCUGGUCUCUCUGCUUUCACUUUACUUUUGCCCAGUCUGGCGCCUCACA